GCUGAUUUUGAGACAGAUUUAAUGCGGUCUUUUGGUUGUGGUCAUGGAACGAAUAAGGCAAGAUCAGCUCAAUAGACUUCCUCCAUGUUCUCUUAAUUUCAAUUCUCAGCUCGCGGGUUUGAAGAACUCUUUAGGAUUAUGGGAGGAUAUGAUAAACAAGACCUCAAAGUUGAGUGCUUCUUUAAAAACCGUAAUUCAGUGUAUCGGUGGAUUUCUAGAAGCAUUCCAAAAAAUAGCUGAUUGUGCAUACGGCAGUAAUUGUGGUUUAAAAGAUCUGGGUUCUUCAAUGACUCGAUUCUGUUUACGUGAACGAGGACUGGAAUCUAGACUACGCACUUUUAACAGCCAACUCACUGAGUGCCUAACUGCUCCGCUUAUCGAUCGUCUUGAAGAAUGGAAACGUUCAGUAGCUCAAUUAGAUCGAGAAAAUGGGAAAGAGUGGCGUCGAGCAAAAAGUGAACUUCAGAGGGCAACAUGUGAGCUAGAAAAGCUGUCAAAGCGUUCUCGCCGUAAAGUUAGU
Messenger RNA from Schistosoma turkestanicum, 520 nucleotides. The record is from the annotation of a GenBank genome assembly. Lineage: Eukaryota; Metazoa; Platyhelminthes; Trematoda; Strigeidida; Schistosomatidae.